This is a messenger RNA of Lottia gigantea (owl limpet), 282 nucleotides long. RefSeq lists its product as hypothetical. The record is from RefSeq and is a predicted model, not a curated record. The annotation marks the transcript as partial. The transcript has a single exon. NCBI's taxonomy places the organism in Eukaryota, Metazoa, Mollusca, Gastropoda, Lottiidae.
AUCUUGAAUUUUCAAGUUCGUAUCUUGAAUUUUCAAGUUAGUAUGUUGAAUUUUCAUGUUAGUAUGUUGAAUUUUCAAGUUAGUAUGUUGAAUUUUCAAGUUAGUAUGUUGAAUUUUCAUGUUAGUAUGUUGAAUUUUCAAGUUAGUAUGUUGAAUUUUCAAGUUAGUAUGUUGAAUUUUCAAGUUAGUAUGUUGAAUUUUCAAGUUAGUAUGUUGAAUUUUCAAGUUAGUAUGUUGAAUUUUCAAGUUAGUAUGUUGAAUUUUCAUGUUAGUUUGUUGAAU